Messenger RNA from Fusarium vanettenii 77-13-4, 651 nucleotides. RefSeq lists its product as uncharacterized. The coding region runs from base 1 to 651 and encodes 216 amino acids. NCBI's taxonomy places the organism in Eukaryota, Fungi, Ascomycota, Sordariomycetes, Hypocreales, Nectriaceae. The record is from RefSeq and is a predicted model, not a curated record. The transcript is spliced from 2 exons.
AUGCACCCCGGGCGAAGGGGCUUGACCACCGCGAUUUGCAAACUCCAACGCUCCGUCUUCAAUCACUUCCGUCCCGCCAUGCAGGAUACGCAACAAGAGUUUCCGCCAGAGGAAAGCACGGCAGAUUGUGCCAUGACCCAGACCGACACCAAUUCUGGCUAUGGAGGCUUGAGUAAUGCGGGCCUCCAGACACACGAUGACCACCUCGACCCAGAAGCCAGCUCCACGGCGUCUAGCAGUUGCUCUCGCCCUCAACCGCCCUCCGACGCCGGGACGAUUCAGCCGCAGCCGCAGCCACAGCCAAUACGGAUACAGCCGAUUAAGAAACAAAUCGAUGUAGCCACUGCGAGACGGGCCAACGAUGUCAUCGAGCAAAUGAGCCCACUGUUGCAAGAGUACAUGGUGAAGUCCAAACGCUACAAAUACCUGUCGAGGCCCAAGCGUAACCCUCCUUCCAUGUCAAUACGGCCCAUAGUGCUUGGGACAACAGAAGAGGAUGCCAAGACUUGCCUGGUUAUCUUCUGUACUGACAGCCACGGAGCUCAUGAUCAGAUCAGAGACUUCCUGCGCCAAUCUUUUGUCAAGGAAAUAUACCAGCCUCGAGACAGCGCAGAGCCUUCUUUUGAUGUCCACGUCUUCGGUGCAUCUUGA